Molecule: messenger RNA, 3389 nt
Organism: Thalassophryne amazonica
Lineage: Eukaryota; Metazoa; Chordata; Actinopteri; Batrachoidiformes; Batrachoididae
Gene: letm1
Product: leucine zipper-EF-hand containing transmembrane protein 1
Exons: 14
Coding region: 247-2553 (768 amino acids)
Biological process (GO): intracellular monoatomic cation homeostasis
Cellular component (GO): mitochondrial inner membrane
Molecular function (GO): calcium ion binding; ribosome binding
Source: RefSeq, a predicted model, not a curated record
UCGUGGUGGCGUCACGCAGUUGAGGAAGAGUUUGGCCUGCGACCUGAGUUAGUUGUCAGCAGUGAGAAAAACAGUUUUUGUUAUAUAUAUGUGCUACAGCUUGCUGAAAGCUUACAAUAACUUUAGUAUUUCUAUAUACGUCAUUGGUCGUCUGUUCGCUUUUCAUUUUGUACGUAGUUAGCUUAGCUUGCUAACUGUGUCAGACCUUAGUUAUUAUAAGUUAAGGUUGAAACAGAAAGCAUUCACAUGGCGUUAAUCCUAUUUACAAGGUCCAGAACACCUUUAGUGAAAACGUCAAAGUCGCUCAGAAGUGACUUUCGAAAAACAAAAGGAAAACUGCAAGAUGCUUUCUGUUUGAACUGCACAACACGCAGGCUCUCCAGUACAAAACUUGACAAAGUCAUAGUUUGCGGCUCGGCCCAUGUCUCUUCAGUCAGCACUUCCCUCAAUGUUCCAGGUGCCUACAUGGGUCACUGCCAGACCCUGGAUUCAGAGCGGCUCUACUGCCCUUUUAUGUUUGGGUCCUCCCGUCCACUAUAUCCUGCAGUUUCAGUGGGGGCACGGUGGGCUUUUGAACGGCCACAUGAUAUUUCUGCUGUCAGAUGGGUACACACCACAAGUAGUAGGUGUGAUGACUCCAAAAUAGAGAAGUCACUACGCUCAUUAAAGGACAAAAAGAAGAAACUAGAGGAAGGAGGACCCGUGUAUAGCCCGACACAAGACCUUCAUCCUGUCAGAACGACACUCCGACAGUGGGUUGUAGAUGAAGUCAAGCACUACUAUCAUGGCUUCAGAUUACUGUGGAUAGACACCACUAUUGCUGGGAGAAUGCUGUGGAGGGUGCUCAAUGGACAUGCUCUAUCUCGCCGUGAGAGGAAACAGUUCCUAAGAACAUGCGCAGAUGUCUUCAGACUUGUCCCCUUCCUGGUCUUCAUCAUCGUCCCCUUCAUGGAGUUCCUGCUUCCAGUAGCCCUGAAACUUUUCCCCAACAUGCUGCCGUCCACUUUUGAAACACAGUCAAAGAAGGAGGAGAGGUUGAAGAAGGAACUGAGGGUCAAACUGGAGAUGGCCAAGUUUUUGCAGGACACAGUUGAGGAGAUCGCUUUGAGGAACAAGGCUGCCAAAGGCAACGUGACUGAGGAGUUCUCGACCUUCUUCCAGAAGAUCCGUGACUCUGGGGAGCGCCCUAGUAAUGAGCAGAUCAUCCGGUUUUCCAAAUUGUUUGAGGAUGAGCUGACUCUGGAUAACCUGACAAGACCACAGCUGGUUGCACUCUGCCGUUUGCUUGAGCUCCAGUCCAUUGGAACAAACAACUUCCUUCGCUUUCAGCUUAUCAUGAAGCUCAGGGCCAUUCGUGCUGAUGACAAGCUGAUAGCAGAGGAGGGAGUGGAGAGUCUGAACGUGAAUGAAGUGCAGGCAGCCUGUCGUGUCCGAGGGAUGAGGUCUCUUGGAGUCACUGAAGAUCGACUGAGAGAACAACUCAGCCAGUGGCUGGAACUGCACCUGAAUCAGCAGAUUCCCACCUCUUUGCUGCUGCUGUCUCGAGCCAUGUAUCUCCCAGAUACGCUGUCUCCUGCCGAUCAGCUGAAAACCACACUUCAGAUUCUUCCUGAGAUGGUGACCAAGGAGGCCCAGUUGAUGGCAGCAGAGCUGGAACUCUCCAAAGUGGACAAUAAAACGAAGGUGGAAACAACACUGCAAGAGGAGGCGGCCAUACGCCAAGACAACAAGGACCGGGAAAUGGAGAGGAUGGCUGAUGCUGCAGAGAAAGCUGUCAGGGAGAGUGAGUUGGAACUUGAAGCAGAGGGGAUCAAGCACAGCGGAGUUGACAAGGAGGUGGAGCUGUCUAAGGUUGAUGUGGUUGGCUCGUCUGAGACACUGAGGGACACAGCGCCUGUCCUAGAAGGAACUAGGGGUGAGGAGAUUUCUAAAGAAGAGAUUGACUUGUUGAGUGAUGCCUGCUCAAAGUUGAAGGAGCAGAAGAAGCUUCUGACUUUGGAGAAAGAGGAGCUUGAAGAGUUAAAGGACGAUGUGCAAGAGUAUAAUGAGGAUUUAGAAGAGAUAAAGAAAGAGCUUUCAGAAACUGGACAGGAGAAGGCAAUAGAAGAGUCCAAAGCCAGCCAACGCCUCUCUAAACGAGUUAACCGUAUGAUAGGGCGCAUUGACAAGAUCAUCCUUGAGUUGGAGAAGGACAAGGUCAUUCUGGAUGGACAAAAGGAGAACGGGACCAAGCCACCUGUUGGUCUGUUCUACACCUUUAGGGAGAACCUCGUCAGCAUUGACGAGCUCAUCAGCGUGAUGCGGCAGGUCCAGAACAUUCCAGAGCACAAGCUUCAAAAAAUUGCUGAUGCACUCGAUGACAACAAGGAUGGACAAGUUGACAUUGAUGAUGUUAUCAAAGUGUUGGAACUGAUCGACAAAGAAGACAUAGACAUCUCCACCUCACAGGUGUCUGAUAUCAUGGCGAUGUUGCAGAAAGAAGAGAAGCUGGUGGACAAGGAAAAGGCCAAAGAGAAGGCAGAAAAGGAACACGCAGCCACCGUCAACAGUUAAUUAAUUUGGUUCAGAUAGUUGUGAGCGUAACCCCCUGAAGUGAGUGGAGCUGUACUGGUCAUGAAAACACUGGACAUCAAAUCAUUCUGAACAAACUGGUGAUGUCAUAAGAGUCAUAAGGUAAAGGAUGUCUUUUCAAAAUGUUAUAAUAAAUUACACUCUUCUAAGCUUAUUUUAAAAAGAUGGGAGUUUAAAAAAAGUCUUGCACAAAAUCACACAAAAAAGGAAACUUAAAUUGCCUUUUUUCUUCAUUUAAUUAAAUUAUUUAUUAAGAGAGAGACACAGAUCUGUAUCCAUGAUCUAUCGGUCUUCUAAUAGGAUUGGUAGAAAUUAAUCUACAUGAUGUUUGGAAAAUAUAUUAUCACAUUUAUUGUUCAGAUGUGUAGUGAAUCGUCUUGCCUUUGAUUUCACUUAUCUUAUUAGAUUUAUGAGAUCAUUUCUUGGCUUUGCAUAGUACAUAUCACGGUCAUCACAGUCAUUCCACAAGCCUUUGUUUCUUGGAUGUUUGUUUUUUCCCUUUACAACUGCCCAGUUUCCACCGUAUUGUAAAGUAGCGAUGCAUUUUUUAGUAAAUAUAGGUUGUGGCUGGUUGCACGAUCUUCCGAUCUUUACGAAGGGAUCAUUAGCUGUAACAAAAAUUAUAAAGCGGAUUUCAAAUAAAUGAUACAAUGCCACUUCAGAAUGAAGUAAAUUAAUUCAUGUUGUCUGAUAGUGAAAAAUAAAUAAAAUAAAUACAUUUAGGUUUUUUGACAUCUAUAUUAAAAAAAAACCCAAAAAACUUCCUUGUAAAUUUUUCAUGCUCUAUGCUUUGUCCUCCUGCACCUUGUUUGUUUUGA